AUGCCGGCUGCUAAAAGCGUUGCCGUUAUCGGCACCGGUCCAUCGGGGGCUAUUGCCAUUGAUGCAUUGAUGCAAGAGAAAGCCUUCGAUGUAGUCCGAGUCUUCGAACGGCAGGAAAAGGCCGGUGGAUGCUGGGUCUCGAGAGAUGACGAGCCACCUCGUCAACUCGACUUUGAUGGCAUGGCCGAUCGCACUACAGAUGCGCCGCUGGAGAUUCCUUCACAGUUACCUUGUCGGACUCCGGCAGUAACCCAGGAUCGCUACACAGACUCUCCUGUGUACCCCGGGUUGGAGACGAACGUGGAUGCGGGAGUGAUGUCUUAUUCACAAGAGCCCAUUCCCACUGUUCGCUCCCAGUGGUCAAUUGACCGACACGGUCCUGAAACUCCAUUUCGGCACCACACUGUCAUCCGGCAGUAUAUUGAGGACUUGAUCACCAAGAAGGGCUACACCGAUCUUGUUGAAUACAACACGACAGUUGAGCGCGCGCUCAAAGACCCAAAGACCCAAAAGUGGGUUCUCACAAUUCGCCGUAGAGAGAUUCAGAAUGGCAAGCCAUCUGAUUACUGGUGGGUUGAGACAUUCGAUGCUCUUGUAGUGGCUUCAGGUCACUAUGCCGUUCCAUAUAUUCCCGCCAUUCGGGGUCUGAAAGAAUUCGCUGCACGAUACCCACUGAGCGUUGAACACACAAAGCAUUACCGUGGACCAGAGACAUACCGAGGAAAGAAAGUCAUCACUGUCGGUGCAUCAGUCUCCGCAGCAGAUACAGCAGUCAGCCUAAUUGACAGCGCACAAACACCAAUCCACGCCGUAGUCCGUGGCCGGUAUAACGUCUUCUUCGGCGACGAGGCAUUCAGGCAUCCUAAAAUCCAACGCCGGGCACCAAUCUCACACAUCACCAGCGAGGAUCGUACAGUGCAUUUCGAAGAUGGAACAUCCGUCAGUGGAGUCGACCAUAUCAUCUUCGGUACAGGGUUCACCUGGACUUUACCUUUCCUGCCUGAUGUCCCAACCCGCAACAACCGUGUUCCCGAUCUAUACCAACACGUUUUCUACCGCCACGACCCUAGUUUGGUAUUCCUCGGGGCUGUCGGUGCUGGUCUCACAUUCAAGGUCUUCGAAUGGCAAGCUGUUGCUGCGGCGCGUAUCCUUGCAGGCAAAGGUGCGCUACCCCCGUUGGCGGAACAGGACAAUUGGGAGACGGACCGAAUCGCGAAGAAGGGUGAUGGACCAGCAUUCACGGUUGUCAACCCCGACUUCCGGGCCUAUUUUGAAGAUCUGAGACGCAUUGCUGGCGAGCCACGUGAGGGGAUGCCGGGUAGACGACUCCCUCCUUUUGAACAGAAGUGGGUGGAUGAUUUUGAUGCGGGCCAUGAGCGGAGGAAGAAGAUGUGGAGGAAGGCUAAUCGGGAAGCAAAACUGUAG
This is a messenger RNA of Penicillium malachiteum, 1425 nucleotides long. RefSeq lists its product as uncharacterized. Bases 1 to 1425 code for a protein of 474 amino acids. NCBI's taxonomy places the organism in Eukaryota, Fungi, Ascomycota, Eurotiomycetes, Eurotiales, Aspergillaceae. Gene Ontology annotation, molecular function: NADP binding; N,N-dimethylaniline monooxygenase activity; flavin adenine dinucleotide binding. The transcript is spliced from 3 exons. The record is from RefSeq and is a predicted model, not a curated record.